Cuscuta campestris is the source of this 1349-nucleotide messenger RNA. The record is from the annotation of a GenBank genome assembly. Lineage: Eukaryota; Viridiplantae; Streptophyta; Magnoliopsida; Solanales; Convolvulaceae.
AGGAUUCCACCAUGGAAGCAACAUUGAGAAGAGCUUUGUGCUGCAGAAGCCCAUCAACCUGAGGCCAGGGAUUAAUCACAUCUCGCUCUUGGGCGAAACGGUCGGGCUUCCGAACAGCGGAGCCUACAUGGAGAAGAGGUUUGCCGGGCCGCGAGUAGUGACACUCCAAGGCUUGAUGGAUGGGACCCUGGAUAUCACCAUGAAUGCCUGGUCUCAUUCCGUAGGUCUCUUGGGUGAGAAACUUCGGCUGUUUACAGAUGAGGGUGUCAAUAAUGUAACAUGGUCUCCAUUGUCAAAAACAUUGAAGCCCCUCACUUGGUACAAGACAUACUUUGAUGCGCCGGAAGGGAAGAACCCGGUGGCACUGAGGAUGGAGAAGAUGGAGAAGGGCAUGGUCUGGGUCAACGGAAGGAGCAUCGGUCGGUACUGGGUCUCUUUCCUCUCCCCGGUCGGGCAACCGACCCAAUCCGAGUACCACGUCCCGAGGGCGUUCCUGAGACCGAAAGGCAACUUGUUGGUCGUUUUGGAGGAGACCGGAGGGAACCCGGAGACGAUACGGGUGGAGACGGUGAACCGCGACACGAUUUGCAGCAUCGUGCCGGAGUACGCCCCUCCGCACGUGAAGUCGUGGGAGAGGAACGGGGACGAGUUCCGGCCGGCGGCGGAGGAGCUCAGGGCCGGCGCGCGGCUAAGAUGCACAGAGGACAAGAUCAUCAAGAGGAUCGACUUUGCCAGCUUUGGAGACCCAGAAGGCGCUUGCGGGAGCUUGUACGAAGGGAACUGCACGGCAACCAACGCCCGCGAAAUUGUUGAGAGGGAGUGCCUGGGGAAGCGCCGGUGCACUGUUCCGGUGGACAGAAACAGGUUCGUGGAGGACGAUGGCGUUGGGAAGGGUCAAUGCGGCGGGCACAUCUACAAGACUCUGGCCAUCCAGGCUAGGUGCGGACGGGAUCUGGAGUAAUUGUUAGCUAAUCACAUCACUAAUGUCCCAAAUAAACACUUUUGUCAAAACCAAAUAUUGAUGUGAGGAUAAGAAAAGGAUAGAAUUUAACAGGUUCCAUUCAUUCACUUGUUCUUUCCCAAACGAGAUUGUUAUUCCAUCUUCUCAUUUCUACUCAGUAACAAAUAAGUAGUAAAGUGGGAUGGGGAAAAAAUAAGAAUAUAAUCCCAAAUCCCCAAAUUUAGCUUCUGAUUGAUUGGAAAUUGAAGGGACAUAGCAACUACAAUUCGAUGAGCUCUGAAAUUACCGUAGGAAGGAGAAGGGCUUCGUCUUAGUUCGUCUCCCGAAUGCCGUGACAUUUGAGGAGCCUCUGCCUCCGCCUGGCUCCUUUAGGCUUUAGUCACCCGUU